Molecule: messenger RNA, 1883 nt
Organism: Myxozyma melibiosi
Lineage: Eukaryota; Fungi; Ascomycota; Lipomycetes; Lipomycetales; Lipomycetaceae
Product: Endonuclease/exonuclease/phosphatase
Exons: 1
Coding region: 154-1761 (535 amino acids)
Biological process (GO): phosphatidylinositol dephosphorylation
Molecular function (GO): phosphatidylinositol-4,5-bisphosphate 5-phosphatase activity
Source: RefSeq, a predicted model, not a curated record
CGAGACCGCUGACACGGCUUAUCGCAUCGCGGCCAGACCCCGUCCACUUGCUUUAUCAGCGCUGUUUGUUAUCAAUUGUAUUUCCCCAGUUGCUCGCAAUCGUCUCUCUGAUCCAGCUCAAUUGGAAGGACUCUACAAAGUCACAGCCAAAAGAUGUCUUCUAUCUCCACCCUCUUAUUCACCUACAACUGCGGCCAGACCCUGCAGCCUGUCGCGCCUCUGCGAUCGGCCAUAACGGCCGCAAUCGCAGCGCCGACCGCAAAGGCCGCUCCGUCAUUGAUCUUCCUCUCGCUCGAGGAGCUUGCGCCAAUCCAUGAGGUCUUUUACUUUGAGAAGCUGCACAAGUACUUGAAACCCUUCUUCGAGGCCGUCACAACGCUCGAGCUCGCGCCAUACAAGAUUGUGUCGUCGAUCAGCUCGGGUCUCACCGCGGGUGUCCUUUUCAUCAAGACCGCCGCCGAAGGCGAGGAUCAAUUGAUUGCCUCCGAUGUUCGUACUUCUGCAGUCUCCUUCGGUGCCCUAUCAAUGGGCCUCAAGGGUGCCGCCGCUAUCCGCGUGACAAUCUCGGUCGUCGACGAAGAAGCACCUGCCUCCGAGUCUUCCAAAACCCCUCUCCCCACAGCCCCGGUCAGCUUCAAAAGCCUACCACCGCCCACGCCCACAAAAUUCAAGGGCGUCAGCCUGACUUUUGUCGCCGCCCAUCUCGCAGCAAACGAGGGCCUCAAGGCCAAACGCGACCAGAACUUCGUCGACACGGCGCGCAAGCUCGCGUUCUUCCCGCCCGUCAACCCAGGAGACGAGUACGUCGUUGCGUCGGUCGUCGACGAGCAGCGAGACCGCGACUUCCUUUACAAAGACGACACGCAUGUCUUCUUCUGCGGCGAUCUGAAUUACCGCGUGCAGAUCCCUGCUGCUCCGGUCGCUACACCUGCUGCGGCCAAGGACGCGCCGAAAUGGACUGCGCCCGAAAGCGGCUCGUUUGUCGAGAGCUGGCUGCCACACGACGAGCUGACGGAUUCGCUGACCAACAAAACUGCGUUUUGGGGUUUCAAGGAGGCACCUAUCACGUUCGAUCCUACGUACAAGUACACAGGAUCAGGCGAGUCGAGAGCAUACACGACCAAGCGGGUGCCUAGCUGGUGCGACCGCGUGCUCUACCUCGACGUAUUCGAGAAGAACAAAGUGUCAAUCAAGAAAUACGCAUCGCUGCCGAGUCUGACUACGUCAGAUCAUUCGCCAGUCUACGCUCUAGCCACCGUGCCCAUCGACGCCGCGCCCGGUCCACUGCCCACCGAGUUCGUCGACCUGCUCGCCGAGAAAUCGAUCGCCGCCACCACGACCGAGACCACAGAUGACUUUGUGCCCGAGGCCGAAGAGGCAGAGGAGCCCCAGGAGUCGGAUGAACUAGUUGCCGCGAAGAACAAGCGCAUGAAAACCCUCUACGCCGUCGUCUCAGACCAAGUCUCGGCCCAAAACGACCACCUGCAUUCUCGCAAGGCUGGCCGGAUUCGCAAGGCAGAAUGGUACUUUGGUCUCUCGCUCUACCUGCUCUUCACGCGGGCCGGCAACGUCACGCUUGUCUCGUCCAUUGUUGCGCUCAUUGCGGUGUACUUGUACUUGUACAGCCUUCUUUCGGCGUUUGUGGAGAAAAACAAGGAUACCAGUAUUCUGGCCCUUAUCUUUGGCGCUGACAGAGUCAGACCUCGGCGUCGUCGCGGUCAGGUCGUGCCUACGUCUGUUCCGACGUCUGUCCCGACGUAGUGAGCCAGAUUGUACUGAGUUUAUGCUACGGUAGGUAGGAGGACGGGGGAGAAUUUUUUAUGUAUAUAUUUGUGCUCUUAUGCUCAUUCGAGACCCUUGGUCGAGAUGGUGUAUUCUAGUAG